Schistocerca piceifrons (Central American locust) is the source of this 471-nucleotide messenger RNA. RefSeq lists its product as uncharacterized. The coding region runs from base 1 to 471 and encodes 156 amino acids. The transcript is spliced from 3 exons. The record is from RefSeq and is a predicted model, not a curated record. NCBI's taxonomy places the organism in Eukaryota, Metazoa, Arthropoda, Insecta, Orthoptera, Acrididae.
AUGCCAAUGAGCUGCUGCAAGCUGCUGAAGCUUUACAGGGGAACUAACGAAGAGGCAGUAGCAAAAAGGUACGAGGUGGCCCAGGAAACUAGAGACGGGCCAUCCGACUCUGGAAGAGAGAAGGAAGGUAGCAACUUGAUGAAUCUGCGAGUCCUUCCGUGUAGUGUGGCCCUACCAGUAACUCAGACAGGGGCGCCGCACGCCUCUGGGCAGGCAGCGAGCUACUCCGGGAACCUCGGCGUCCAGUGCCCAGAACGCGGCGCCGCUCUGCGCCUGCGCGGGCGACCACGCCGCACCACUCGGCGGCACAGCGGGCAGCGGCCCGCCGACUCCGAAGGCGCUCAGUCGGUGCCCGCGCCGCGCCCCGCCACAACCGGUCACUCCGCGCCGCUGCCGACGCCACCCCCGACGCCGACGCCGCCGCCGACGCCUGCUGUGGCCGCCGUCAUGGACGCGUGCGUCGUCAAGUGA